Molecule: messenger RNA, 2127 nt
Organism: Anopheles maculipalpis
Lineage: Eukaryota; Metazoa; Arthropoda; Insecta; Diptera; Culicidae
Product: proton channel OtopLc-like
Exons: 3
Coding region: 1-2127 (708 amino acids)
Biological process (GO): proton transmembrane transport
Cellular component (GO): membrane
Molecular function (GO): proton channel activity
Source: RefSeq, a predicted model, not a curated record
AUGAAUACUACAUCGGAUGUGCCGGGCGAUACGGAGCCCGUUACUACCCGUCGGGUGAAUGACUCCACCGAACCGAGUCAGAGUACCGGAUACAUCACACUCACCGUGCCAUCGAUCGUGGAAGAUCUGCAGGAUGCGGACGGACGACCGUCAACGCCUACCACCUAUCAAAAGCGCCCUGCCUCGGUAUACUCUACCGGGCGCGCACCACCAAUCAUCCGUGCCGUCUCGUAUCAACCAUCCAUCGCUGCCACCUCCACGCACAACUCCGGCGAUCAUCACGUACCGCCACCGUCCACGGCGGAAGAAAAGUCCAAGUUUACCCGCCGAUAUCUGGCCGGCGUGACGGGCAUCAGCUACGCCCUGUUUCUGAUCGUGUUCGGGCUGAUCGCGUUCAUCACCGACGCGGUGGAGAACAAUGCACGCUAUCCGCUGGCGGAAGUGUUCGCCCUCUACAUGGUAUCGACCGGUAUCGUGUACUUCGUCUUCCUCUACAUCGACAUCCGGCUGUACGUGCGGCGAGCGCAGAAAGCGCUGGAAGAGCUGCAGCGCCGUCGGCAGCUGUACGCGGACCAGCUGGAGCAGUCCGAGACGGUGGCGCUCGGCAAUGGCGGAGGCCCACUGGAGUUGUCGGUGCCCGUACCCCGACCCGUGCCGGCGAACUGGGAGCUGCCACCGUUGAAACCGAUCCGUCACGAUUACUGCUUCGUUACGGGACGCCACGGUGAGAUCAUCUACCUGAAGCUCGGUGCGACCUGGUUCUGUUUCGGGCUGCUGAUCCACUCGGUGCUGCUGCUCUCCUAUCAGGGCAUCCUGAUGAACAGCCGGGACGGCAAGUGGGCCCAGUGUGCGUCCAACACCACCAUCGCGAUGGAGGUGCUGUUUCUGUUCUACUGUCUGUUUCUGAUCUUUUUCUUCUGGAAGUACGCCAACAUCGUCAUCAACCGGUACCGUGGGUUGGCCCGGUUUGGCAUCAUGCACGCGAUCGGUACGGCACUCGCGUUCUGGGUGCUGACGAUCGUGCGCGAAACGGUCGUAGCGAUACGGAUCAAGCAGUCGUACUACGACGAUGAUGCACCAUCGGUGGAGGCGCUAGUAUCGGCGGAUGAUGAUGCGAGCCGCGAUACGUCCAUGAUCGCACCACACGACUGCCCCGGACCGGAAGAGUUAAACCAGGUGCUGGCAUCGUUCUCGCCCUAUCUGUAUCCGUUCGUGAUAGAGUUUAACAUUCUGAUUGUGGGGCUGCUGUACAUGAUUUACGCUAACAUUAGCAAGUGUCCGAAGAAGAUAACGGUCAAGGGACACAAGGGCCAUCAUCACCAUUCCGGCGAUGGGCAGGCAUCGAAGGCUGGCGGCAGUGUGAUGGACUUUGAUGGGAAGAGCGAGUGUAGCGACCACUGUGACGAUACGCUGGACCAUGAGGCGCAGGUCAAGUCACGGCUGGUAGUGUACGGUGACUGUCAGCAUGCGAGCCGUGGCCUGUUUGCUGGGUUAAUACUGGUCGUCGCUACCAUCGUGGUUAUCAUACUCUUCCACAUUGCGUCGCGAGAUGAUGACUACCGCGACACCGGUAUCCUGCUGGACGGUAUCUUCGAGGUGACGGUACUCGGCAUCAUGAUCUUUGCCACCAUCGCCGCCUACUACCAAACGUCCCGUCUCGACAUUAACCCGCACCCAAUUUCGCGCCUAGACGACGUGCUUCUCUUCAUCGCCAUUCCCGCCUUCUUCUCGGAAACGCUCUUCAGCAUGAUACCGGCGUUCGAGAACAGUUCCAUCCUGAACGGGUUCAUCGUGUUCACACAGAUCGUGCAGGUGCUGAUACAGACGCCCUGGAUCUGUGACGCCCUUCGGCGCUGCUCCAACACAGAGGAGCUUCAGCAGAAAAAGCCUGGCAAAGAGCUGGUCACGUUCAUGACCAUCGCGAACGUGUCGCUGUGGGUGUACUACACAUUCUCGGUCAAGACGGGUGACUUUGGCGAUGAGCGGUACGAGUACUACGGUGAUGUGCUGUGGUCGAUACUGAACCAUCUGUCGCUGCCGCUCAUCAUGUUCUACCGGUUUCAUUCGUCCGUCUGUCUGGUGGACAUAUGGCGCCAUUCGUACGAGCCGGGCGAGAUGGCACACUAG